AUGGGAAGCUGGGCCGCUGAGGUCAAGCAGGUGACUACACUUCCAGUGAGUCCCGGGAAGAAUGCGAAAGCCGCGUUCGUCAUCAUGGAAACCGUGGAGGACGCCAAGUGGAUUGUGGAAAACGUCAAUGGCAACGUGCCCCAGAACUUGACCGAUGCGGUGACCGUGGUCUUUGCCACCCCGCGGGCAGAUCGGGGCAAGGGCGGUGGCAUGAAAGGAAUGAAAGGUAAGAUGAUGGGCAUGAUGAGCAUGAUGAUGAACCCAUGGGGUGGCUGGGGCUGGGACGGCAAAGGGAAGGGCGGCGGCGGCGGCUGGGGUGGCUCCUGGGACGGGGGCUAUGACGGCGGAGCCGGCGGAUGGGAGUCGAAGGGCAAGGGCGCCAAGGGAGGCAAAGGCGGCACUACGUCUUGGCCUAUGAAGGGUGGCAUGUACUAG
Cladocopium goreaui is the source of this 435-nucleotide messenger RNA. Lineage: Eukaryota; Dinophyceae; Suessiales; Symbiodiniaceae. The record is from the annotation of a GenBank genome assembly.